ACACUGCCCAGAGGGAGCCAUGGCUGCAGAGAACCCCGUGGAAAGUCUCCAGGAGGAAGCAACAUGUCCCGUCUGUCUGGAGUAUUUCACACACCCUGUCACUCUGGAGUGUGGGCACAAUCUCUGCCGAGCCUGCAUCGCCCAGUGCUGGGAGGGACCCGACACAGCCGCCUCCUGCCCUCAGUGCAGAGAAACUGCGCAACAGAGAAACCUCAGGCCCAACAGGCAGCUGGGAAACAUGGUAGAAAUCUCCAAGCGGCUGAGUUUCCAAGUAGCAAAAAGAGCAGGAGGGGAUGGGGUGUGUGAGAGACACCAGGAGACUCUGAAACUGUUCUGUGAAGAGGAUCAAACCCCCAUCUGUGUGAUCUGCAGAGAGUCCCGGGCUCACCGGGCUCACAUUGUGGUUCCCAUACAGGAAGCCGCCCAGGAGUACAAGAAACAAACACAAACCGAGAGGCAGAAGACUGUGUCUGAAUUUCAGAAACUGCGGCAGUUUCUGGAGGAACAAGAGCAACUCCUGCUGGCCCAGCUGGAAAAGCUGGAUGAGGAGAUUGUGAUGAUCCAGAAUGAAAAAUUUGUUAGUCUCUAAGGUGCCACAAGUACU
Molecule: messenger RNA, 604 nt
Organism: Dermochelys coriacea (leatherback sea turtle)
Lineage: Eukaryota; Metazoa; Chordata; Testudines; Dermochelyidae
Product: zinc finger protein RFP-like
Exons: 2
Coding region: 20-589 (189 amino acids)
Molecular function (GO): zinc ion binding
Source: RefSeq, a predicted model, not a curated record